Messenger RNA from Corvus hawaiiensis (hawaiian crow), 2068 nucleotides. RefSeq names its product ribosomal oxygenase 2 (gene RIOX2). Gene Ontology annotation, cellular component: nucleolus. The record is from RefSeq and is a predicted model, not a curated record. Gene Ontology annotation, molecular function: histone H3K4 demethylase activity; histone H3K36 demethylase activity. Bases 589 to 2004 code for a protein of 471 amino acids. The transcript is spliced from 10 exons. Lineage: Eukaryota; Metazoa; Chordata; Aves; Passeriformes; Corvidae.
UUUUCUUGCUCCCAUCUUGUUUGUUCAGAGCAUGGUGGCGUCUGUUACUUUUUCAAAGAGCUGAAUUUGUCAAGUUCCCAGUUCCAGAGCUGGAGAAGUGGUGACACGGUGCCUGCUGAGUGACUGAAAUCUCACAGAGCGUGUGGGACAGAUUGCUGCCAAACAAAUGUAUCAGAGCUGAGACAGCUUUGAUACUUUUCCAGGAAAUCCUGUCAUGGAAAGCAGAGCCCUACCAGGAAUGACAAUGCUGGGAAUGCAAAGCCACAGGACACACAGGCUUUGGCAACAGUAACAGCACAGCAGACCUCAAGCUGAGUGAAUGUAUAGUGUAACUGUAUAUAAAAAUAGACCGUCACAGCCUUGUUCCUGCACUGCCAUAAUGGGGCAUCCUGCACAGAUGUUCCAGACUGCCUGAGAAGAUCCCAUCUAGUUGCUCAAGAUGUGUGAUGUGUCUUCUAAACUUCUCACAUGAACUAAUAUAACAUCAUUGUUUUCCCAAAAAAAUUUUUAAUCUGCCUUACAAGAAGUAUUUGUUGUGUAGCCAACAGUGAAGCCUCAGCCACCAACAGAAAAAAAUACUCCAAGAAGAUGCCCAGGAAAGGAGGGAAGCAUGCUGACAUGGUGAAGGGAACACAGGCACAGUGUAAACGGCCCAAGUUGGACACAGCUGGUUCUCCAUCAGUCCUGCGUUUUGAGAGCCCAGACAGCCUCUUCAGGAGCCUGAUCUCUCCCAUGGAAGAAGAGGUGUUUUUCAGGGAGUACUGGGAGCAAAAGCCACUGCUCAUUCAGAGGAAUGAUGCCCUGGUGGCUGCUUACUACCAGUGCCUGUUCCAGCUGUCAGACCUGAUGGAGCUGUGCAGCCAGGGCCUGUACUACGGGCGAGAUGUAAAUGUCUGCAGGUGUGUGAACGGGAAAAAGAAGGUUUUAAAUAAAGAAGGUAGAGUGAAUUACAUGCAGCUGAAGAAGGAUUUUGACCAGAAAAAGGCAACAAUACAGUUUCAUCAGCCUCAGAGAUUUAAGGAUGAGCUGUGGAAGAUUCAGGAGAAGCUGGAGUGCUACUUUGGGUCUCUGGUGGGCUCCAAUGUUUACAUCACUCCCCAGGGGUCUCAGGGCCUUCCCCCUCACUACGAUGAUGUUGAGGUGUUCAUCCUUCAGCUGGAAGGAGAGAAGCACUGGCGACUCUACAAACCAACGGUGCCUUUGGCUCGGGAAUAUAACGUUGAGUCAGAAGAUAGGAUUGGGAAUCCCACACAUGAGUUCAUAUUAAAGCCGGGUGACUUACUGUACUUCCCAAGAGGGACAAUUCACCAGGCUGACACUCCUCAUGGGAUCUCCCAUUCAACACAUGUGACCAUCAGCACCUACCAAAACAACUCUUGGGGAGAUUUCUUACUGGAUACAAUUCCUGGCCUUGUGUUUGAUACAGCAAAAGAGGAUGUGGCGCUGCGGAUGAGCAUUCCAAGGCAACUGCUCAUGCAGGUGAACACAGCUGACUCCACCAAAAAGCUGAGCAGCCUUUUGAGAAGGCUUGCAGACCAUCUGGAGAGCUCCGGGGAACUGAGAUCAUCCGACAUGAAGAAGGAUUUCAUUAUGCACCGGUUGCCUCCGUGCUUGGGAUGCGACUCUGAUCCUUUGACUCCAGGUGGGAAAUUGCCAAAAAUAGAUAGCAAAAUCAAACUGCAGUUUAGAGACCAUGCUAUCAUCACUGUGGAACCAGAUCAGGAGAAUGCUGAUGAAAUUCGCAGGGAGAUGGUUUAUGUGUAUCAUUCCUUAAAGAACAGGAGAGAAACUCACAUGAUGGGGACCGAGGAUGACACUGCCAGUGAGGACGGCCUGGCACAGCAGACGCAUGGGCUGCGGUUCCCUUUGUCACACUUGGAUGCACUGAAGCAGAUCUGGAGCAGCAGCACUGUUAAUGUUAAAGAGCUUAACCUUACCUCAGAUGAAGAGAAAGAAAACCUUGCCUUGUCACUAUGGACUGAAUGUCUGAUUGAAGUUCUUUGAUGCUUCUGUGAGUUUCUGGCUAUUAAGAGAGCAAGGCUUAUUAAAUUAGUUUUUUUUUAGUCCA